Molecule: messenger RNA, 454 nt
Organism: Racocetra fulgida
Lineage: Eukaryota; Fungi; Glomeromycota; Glomeromycetes; Diversisporales; Gigasporaceae
Source: the annotation of a GenBank genome assembly
AUGAUCAAGUAUGUAAUUAUUGAUUUAGAUGGCCUUUUGGCCAAUACUGAAGAAAAAUAUAUGUUGCAUAUUCAGAAUAUAUUUGAUCAUUAUGCAGAUUUGUUAAAUAAUAGAUGUUUAUUGAAUUUGACUUCUGAUGAGUUUAAAGAUAUGAGAAACGUUAAAAAAAUAGCUUUUUCUAAUUCUGAGCUUGUGGAUGGUGCUAGAGAAGCAAUUCAUUUUCUUAAUAAGGCGAAUUUCAAACUUAUUUUAGCAACUAAUUCUACCUAUGGGGAGCUAAAACAAAAGAUAUAUAAUAAUAUCGAUGUUACUAUUAACAAAUUAUUUAACAAAAAUUUUUUAAAUGUUAUUUAUAAAUCUAAUAAUAAGAGUGAAGUUAAUAAAUAUAAACGCGUUUUAGAGAAGCGUUUUCUGGAUGCAAAUGAGUGUCUGGUUAUUGAAGAUUCUUAUUUUG